Molecule: messenger RNA, 3117 nt
Organism: Phragmites australis (common reed)
Lineage: Eukaryota; Viridiplantae; Streptophyta; Magnoliopsida; Poales; Poaceae
Product: probable xyloglucan glycosyltransferase 3
Exons: 6
Coding region: 493-2766 (757 amino acids)
Cellular component (GO): Golgi apparatus
Molecular function (GO): glycosyltransferase activity
Source: RefSeq, a predicted model, not a curated record
UCUGGAGCCUGUAGUACAGCAGCAGUAGCAGUCGGUGGUCACACUCUGCUACUCACUACGUACUACUCUCCACUGUAUCUCUACUAUCCACAAGCUCAACCAGCUCAGCUAGCCCACAGUCUGAGCUGAGCUCAUCUCUAGACACCAGAGUGUGUGCUCUUGUGAGUGUGUGCGUGCGAGAGUCUGUGUGCAUUGCCUCAUCCGAGGCAGCGGUCACCAAUCUUGGAUCUGGAGCUUGCAAGGCUUCCCUCAUCAGGUUAAUUACAAGGUGAUUUAGUUCACCUGAAGUAAGAACUGAAGAUCUAGGCAGCAGCUAGCACCAUCACUUCACUGGCACAACCAAGGUUUUUGAGGGCCAAGCAGAAGAGGCAGGCAGGAAGGCGCCGAAGCACAUGCUGUGGUGUUCUCGGGAGCAACAAGUUUGACGGCUGUGCUUCCAAGAGCUCACUCAUCGGCGCGCGCUUCGCUCGGGUGAACAACCACUAAACAACAAUGGCGCCGCCGAGCACGUGGUGGGGCAGCGAUGAGCAGCGCGGCACGCCAGUGGUGGUGAAGAUGGACAAUCCCUACUCCCUCGUGGAGAUCGAUGGACCCGGCAUGCAGGCGUCCGAGAAGGCCCGCGGCAAGAACGCCAAGCAGUUCACGUGGGUGCUGCUCCUGCGCGCGCACCGCGCCGUCGGGUGCGUGGCGUGGCUCGCCGCGGGCUUCUGGGGCAUCCUCGGCACCGUGAACCGACGCGUGCUCCGCAGCCGCGACGCGGACGCCGAGCCCGACGCCGAGGCCUCCGGGCGCGGGCGGGUCAUGCUGGGGUUCCUGCGGGCAUUCCUGCUGCUCUCCCUCGCCAUGCUCGCCUUCGAGACCGUCGCCUACCUCAAAGGGUGGCAUUUCCCGCAGCACCUGCCUGGGAACCUGCAGGAGCUGGAGGAGCACCUGCAGCACCUGCCGGAGCACCUCCGCCACCUUCCAGAGAACCUGCGACAGCUGCCGGAGCACCUCCGCGUGCCGGAGCGGCGGGAGAUCGAGGGGUGGCUGCACCGGGCCUACGUGGCGUGGCUGGACUUCCGCAUCGACUACAUCGCCUGGGCCAUCCAGAAGCUCUCCUCCUUCUGCAUUGUCCUCUUCAUGGUGCAGUCCGUCGACCGCAUCCUCCUCUGCCUCGGCUGCUUCUGGAUCAAGCUCCGCGGCAUCAAGCCCCGCGCCAGCGUCUCCUCCGCCUCCGGCAAGCCCCGCGGCAGGAAGAACGCCACCUACGUCGAGAGCGGCGACGCCGAUGACGACGCCGACGGCUACUUCCCCAUGGUCCUCGUCCAGAUGCCCAUGUGCAACGAGAAAGAGGUGUACGAGACGUCGAUCUCGCACGUGUGCCAGAUGGACUGGCCGCGGGAUCGGAUGCUGGUCCAGGUGCUGGACGACUCGGACGACGAGGUGUGCCAGAUGCUGAUCAAGGCGGAGGUGACCAAGUGGAGCCAGCGCGGCGUCAACAUCAUCUACCGCCACCGGCUGUCGCGCACCGGGUACAAGGCCGGCAACCUCAAGUCCGCCAUGAGCUGCGACUACGUCCAGGACUACGAGUUCGUCUCCAUCUUCGAUGCUGACUUCCAGCCCAAUCCGGACUUCCUCAAGCUCACCGUACCUCAUUUCAAGGAGAACCCGGAGCUAGGGCUGGUCCAGGCGCGGUGGAGCUUCGUGAACAAGGACGAGAACCUACUGACCCGGCUGCAGAACAUCAACCUGUGCUUCCACUUCGAGGUCGAGCAGCAGGUCAAUGGCGUCUACCUCAACUUCUUCGGCUUCAACGGCACCGCCGGCGUGUGGCGCAUCAAGGCCCUAGAGGACUCGGGCGGCUGGAUGGAGCGCACCACCGUCGAGGACAUGGACAUCGCCGUCCGCGCCCACCUCCACGGCUGGAAGUUCAUCUUCCUCAACGACGUCAAGGUCCUCUGCGAGCUGCCAGAAUCGUACGAGGCUUACCGGAAGCAGCAGCACCGGUGGCACUCCGGGCCCAUGCAGCUCUUCCGCCUCUGCCUCCCGGCCGUCUUCAAGUCCAAGAUCCCGUUCUGGAAGAAGGCGAACCUAGUGAUGCUCUUCUUCCUGCUGCGCAAGCUGGUGCUGCCCUUCUAUUCCUUCACGCUCUUCUGCGUGAUCCUGCCGCUGACCAUGUUCGUGCCGGAGGCGGAGCUGCCCAUCUGGGUCAUCUGCUACAUCCCGGUCAUGAUGUCGGUGCUCAACAUCCUGCCGGCGCCCAAGUCCUUCCCCUUCGUCAUCCCCUACCUCCUCUUCGAGAACACCAUGUCCGUCACCAAGUUCAACGCCAUGGUGUCCGGGCUGUUCCAGCUGGGGAGCUCCUACGAGUGGAUCGUCACCAAGAAGGCCGGCCGUACCUCGUCCGCGUCCGACAUCCUCGCGCUCGCCGAGGCCGACGCCCACGCGCCGCGGCCAGCGGCCAAGCUCGUCCGUGGUGUCUCCGAGGGCGGGCUCCAGGAGUGGGGAAAGCUCAGGGAGCACGAGGCCGCCGAGUGGGCCAACAAGGACGACGCCGCAGCAGCGCUGGCCGCUGCGCCGGCGACGCCCACCGCCUCCAAGAAGAGCAAGGACAAGAAGCCGAACCGGAUCUUCAAGAAGGAGCUGGCGCUCGCCUUCCUCCUCCUCACCGCCGCCACGCGCAGCCUGCUGUCCGCGCAGGGGCUGCACUUCUACUUCCUGCUCUUUCAGGGAGUGACAUUCCUCGCUGUCGGCCUCGACCUCAUCGGCGAGCAGGUCAGCUAGUCGCCGCCAGACUAAAACUAGUGGCCGCUCGUCAAUGCAUGAGACGUCGAUCCAAGCCACAUGCAUAGUCCAGCCUCACAUGCAUGCGUGCAGGUGCAACCAUGGAAAGGGGACUCCGAUGGAUGGGUCGACAUGAUUACUUUUUAGCCUUUUUUUCCUAAUUUUUAUCCUUUUGAUAUUUUUUGUUCAGAGAUCAAAGAGUCUGUGUCGAACUGUUAUUCUGCGCUCUAGCUAGUGCGUUGUUGCUAGGGGAGGCAAGCAAGCAGGUUGUUCAUUACAUUCAGAUCAGUAGCCUUCUUGUAUUAUUUCCACAUUACAUUAUGAUCGAUAUGGUGUAACAGAUAUUACAUG